Molecule: messenger RNA, 4099 nt
Organism: Cyprinodon tularosa
Lineage: Eukaryota; Metazoa; Chordata; Actinopteri; Cyprinodontiformes; Cyprinodontidae
Gene: trim44
Product: tripartite motif containing 44
Exons: 6
Coding region: 254-1321 (355 amino acids)
Molecular function (GO): zinc ion binding
Source: RefSeq, a predicted model, not a curated record
AGAAAAGAAGCAGACAGCAGUUCAUGAAAACAAGGAAGUAAAUGCUGCUGGACUGGAACUGUAGCUUUCUUUACUCUGUUAGAAGUGAAAUGUGUCAGUUAGCAGCUCAGGAAAAGAAAUAAAGCAACAUCGAUUGAGCUAAAGAAGUUAGCCGUUAAGCUAACUGCUUUACAGACACCAUAUUAUUACCUUUAACAGCCCAGUUAGACAGAAACAAAGGGUGAGGAAGACACGGACAAAUAUUUCAGCCACAAUGGAUCACAAAGAGGAGUCUCUGGAAGGGGCCAUAGGGCUGAAUCACGAUGAUUUGCCGCAGAUGGAUGGCUCCUGUGACGCGUGUGAGCCUGAUGAAGCCCAACCUGCGACUCAAGUGUGCCACAUCUGCAGCUUUGCCUUCUGCCCUCUUCAUGCUGAAAGACAUGCCAGCAGCACGCGACACACAUUAAUGCCUUACAGCGGCGAAGACGCACAGCCCUCUGCUCUGGACUCAGACAGAGAUCGCAGAGUCGAAGGUGCAGCUGGGAUUGAAUCUGGUGAAAAGAGGGCAGCUGCAAUGGGUGAAAAUCAGGGAGAGGCACAAGGCGCUGAGAAUGGGGGAGCUGAGGAGAGAAUAAACGACCAGAAUGAGGGCGGAGGUGUGGAUGAGGCCGAGGCUGCUGGUGAGGCAGGGAAGAGGGACACAGUGACAGUGGAGAGGCUGCGCUGCAAAGAGCACGGUCAGGAAGGCUCCCUCUACUGUAAACCUGACGAGCAGAUCAUCUGCGUGGUUUGUGCUGUGCAGGGCGAGCACAGAGAUCAUGAAAUCAUUACUCUGCACGAGGCCUAUGUGUGGCAGAAGAGCAGGCAGGGUCAUGACCUGCUGGCCUACACGCAGCACAUGGCUGACAGGAUCAAGACCAAGUGGACCAACCCAGAGAUGUCUACAGAGGAACUAGAAGAAUAUGUCAACGGCCAGUUUGAUGAGCUCCGCAGGUUGGUUCGACUGGAGGAGAGGAGGACCCUUCACCUGGUGGACCUCAAAGAAGCGUUCCUCACAGCAUCGGCUGCAGAGAAAAUAGCUGAGAUCACCCUCGAAACUGAAAAACUGCAGGAGGAGAUGGAUAACAUCACACACCAGCUGUGCCUGCUGGAACAGGCCGAGGCGCAGGCCAUAGGUCCCGCAGCAGUGGCAGAGGUCCUUGCAGCAAGCCCUGGACCAGUUCACAGAUUACUUCACAACAUUGAAGCCAGGCCAAGAGUGCCAGAGCCAAGGGCAAACCCCAUGGACCCGAGGGACCUUGAAGACAAUGAUUCUGGACCAUCUAUGGACCACGCCCCGUGACUGGAGCAGACCAGACUCCUCAUGCAUCCACCUGCCCUUCACGAUCUGCUUCACCCCACCGUCAGACCAGUGGAGACGUCUGGCCAGCCUCUUCUCUGUCAGUCAUUUUCUGUACCUCCCUCUCAUUCUCUGCCGGAGACCUUGAAAGGAGGCUGCAGGGACAAAUAUGGAUGGCCACAUCUUUUCAACAUUCAAACUUUAUUAAUUCCUCACUUGCUACAAACUUUCUUUAAUUGAAGCAGUCAAGUAAUGUGCUAUCAAUUACAAUCAGGCUCAAUUUCCACAGCCUCUCAGAUCUUACUGGGGGCCUGGCUGACUUAGAGAGGAGCUUUGGCAGGCAGCUGUGCAGAGCAUCUGUUAAGCUCCACAGAUGUCAGAAAAACAAAAGUAUAAAACAGUGAUUUAUAAUCAUCUAUUUGGAAUAAAAUUCUGUUUAGACUCUGCCGUUCUGCCUUAUAUCUUUUCUAGAGAUGAUAUUACAUCUACAGUUGCACUGAUCAGGCGUUGUUUGGCCAAAACCAGUUUGAAGUUUUCUUUAAAGUCUGGUCACAUUUAAUCACACCAGAUCUGUUCGGGGGGUUUUUGUUCUUUUCUUUUUUGUUUAUCUGUUUUUUUCUUCAAGAACUGUACAAUAUAAAAAAGAACAGAUUUAAAGUUGUGCUGCAAUUUCAUUAAUAACUGAACUAAAGGUGAAGGAAUUAUAAAAAUCAUAUCCAUUUAAAGUUAGGAUCAGAGAUUUACAUACUGUCACUGUAUGAUAACUAAAAUAUUUAGUAUCAUCUUUGAAUUUAAAUUGCACAAAGCUUUUUAAAAUGUUGCAGAGCGCGCCUUAAACUGUAUGACUAUGGCCAGAUGUUUUGUUUUUCCAUUUUCACAAUAGUUCUGUGAAUUUUUGGCCCAUUCCUCCUUAUAGAACCGAUCUAAGGAGUUUGUUUUAUUUUGCUUCUUAUUUUUUUUUGCUGCUUGCUUUUUUUCUGGCUUGUUUGUUUUGGUACUAAAAUGGGGCUUUGCGAUGGCCGCUGACUUUAUUCUUCUUAAUCCGCUUUAUUAGUUAUUUGGUACUGUGAUGAGGGUCAUUAGCUGUUUCCUUUCACAAAUGUCAGCAAAACUAUGUCCAAUUUUGAAAUUGCGGUAUUUUUAUUAAAUAAUAAACACAAUUAAAAUUGCAAAUGGAUAUUUUUAUAAAUGUGAUAAUUUUGAAAACAAAAUGGCGCCUCUAUUGUAGAUAUAUCCGUAUCUUAGCCUCAGCUCUAUUGGGCUCUAACUAUUUCCAGUCCUCUUCCUACAAGGCAGUAAGGUCCAAUUAUAGAUCAUGUGACUCGAGUUAUGCGGAAAAAAAGUUUUUCCAUUGCAGUUUUGUAAAAUAUAAAAACUAUUGAGAAUUAUUGUAAGUAUUAUUGGAAUCACACCUAAUGUCUAUUUGGAAGACGCAUUUUAGUCAAGCUUUUAAUUGAUUGUUGCUUUAGUGCGUCUAUAUUCCUCUAUAGUCAUCUUUCCUCCUUCCUAUAUUUCAAAGUAACCAAAAAAAAUACUGUCAGGUAGUCAGUAAUUUCCCUCUGGUAUUAUAAAAGUAUUUCUGAUUCUGAUUCUGAAAAGGCUGUGUCUACAGUGCAUUGUAUGUGAAUAUCUGAUUUGGGGCUGUAUGCAUCAAAGCAUAUGCCCCUAGUCAUUGGCCGGUCACCAGUAUUAAGGUAUACCAAGAUUUUAACGAUGGUAAACUUUCUAAAAGCCAACACAGCUUUACUGGUUUAGUUGAUAUAUAAGAGAAAGUGUCAAUGAAGUAACUAAGUGUUGAUGCGCACUGCUUCUCAUUUGGCUGAAAGAUGAUUCUGUUUCCUUGCUUACAAAAAAAGACAAAUUUGGCAGUUUGGAAAUAUUGACAAUAAUGCUAUGGAAACAGGAUUGCCACCAAUAUUCACUCCAGUCUCUUCAUCUCAUUUAUUAACUAUCCAUAAAAUAGCAUCAUAUUCCCUAAUUUCUUGCAUUUAUUAGACCUAAUUAAGGUAAACUGCCCAUUUCUGGUUAAGUGAAUAUUGCAGCUCUAUUACAUCAAUGUAUAAGGGUUUUAUUGGGUUGGAAUAAGGGAAACGAAUAAAUGGUGUGUUGUUCUCCACCAAACUGUGGCCUUCACCUAUCUAUUUGCUGCAUAUGAAAGAUUUUUUAGAUUUGUUUACAAUUGGUCUUGUUUGUAGCUGAUAUUUUAUCACAAUCAUGUUAUGUUCUGAUGUAUAUUGAUUGUUAAAUGUUGCUGAGUCUUUUAUUAGAUAAAAUCAAACUUGUGUUUAACUGUGCAACAACAGCCCCUCUGCAUUUAUCAGCUCUGUGUGUACUGUAGUGUAAAGGCUCAGUACUCUCCACCCGUCUGCAGCGAAUGACGGAUUGCCGUCCAGCGAUGCGUUUGCACUUUUACCUUGACCUGCUGAGUUGCAAACAUCACUCAUUAUGCAUUGCCACAGUUUUGUGUACAUAUCAGCAGUUUGUUUUUAUUUUGAUUGAUUUUGUUGUCUUAAAAUCAGAAACAAGGUGCUGUCAUUAAUGAUAGGUGGGAUGGGUUUUACAAGAAUGAUUUUACUAUAGUCGUGCUGCUCAAGGAUGCACUGAAGUUGUAGAUCUACUUAAGGGAAUAGUUGGAGUUAACGGCCUCUUGGAAAAUAACGACAAAAUCUUAUUCUGUAUAUUUACUUUGACAUCAAGAAAGAGUCUGAUUGUCUGUUUCCUUCUGUUUUAAUUUGUCUGUUUUGGUUUUUAAAUCAAUAAAUAAAGAGCCUGCUUCUUAUA